Messenger RNA from Salvia hispanica, 2657 nucleotides. RefSeq names its product phospholipase D delta-like. Gene Ontology annotation, cellular component: plasma membrane. The record is from RefSeq and is a predicted model, not a curated record. Gene Ontology annotation, biological process: phosphatidylcholine metabolic process; phospholipid catabolic process. Gene Ontology annotation, molecular function: calcium ion binding; D-type glycerophospholipase activity. NCBI's taxonomy places the organism in Eukaryota, Viridiplantae, Streptophyta, Magnoliopsida, Lamiales, Lamiaceae.
UAGAAAAUUCCGGUCGGUGGGGGCGGAAACACGACAGAACCACCACCAUUCUCCGCCACGGCGCAGUCAGAGAAAAUGGGGGAAGAAACCCCUGGAAACGAGACAAUCUACCUUCAUGGCGACCUUGACUUGAAGAUCAUCGAAGCGCGGUGCCUUCCUAACAUGGACCUCGUGGUGGAGCGCGUUCGCCGCUUCCUCACCGCGUUCAAGUCCGUCCAGAAGCCCCUGACCACCCACCGCCACCGUCGUCGCAUCAUACAGCACAGCAAGAUCAUCACCAGCGACCCCUACGUCACCGUUUGCCUUGCUGGCGCCCGCGUCGCUCGCACCCGUGUCAUCUCCAACUCGCAGAACCCUGUCUGGAACGAGCAUUUCAAGAUCCCUCUGGCACACCCUGUCUCACAGAUCGAGUUCGAGGUGAAGGACAACGACAUGUUCGGCGCGGACAGGAUCGGGGUAUCGAAGGUGGAGGUGAGGCGUAUUGCGUCGGGGGAGACCAUCGACGAGUGGAUCCCACUUAUCGGGCCGCAGGGCCGGCCGUACAAGCCGGAGACGGCCGUGCGGCUGCAGAUCACGUUCACGCCGUGCAGCUCGAACCCCGAGUACCAGCACGGCGUGACGGAGGAUAACGGGCUGCGGGAGAGCUACUUCCCGCUGCGGCACGGGGGGAAGGUGACGCUGUAUCAGGAUGCGCACGUGCCGGACGGGAUGCUCCCGGAGAUCGAGGUGGAGGGUGGGCGGCAGUUCGAGCACGAAAAGUGCUGGGAGGACAUAUGCCACGCCAUCAUGGAGGCGCACCACAUUGUGUACAUUGUGGGGUGGUCGAUAUACCACAAGGUGAGGCUCGUGAGGGAGGCGUUGCGGCCGAUCCCCCGCGGCGGCGAACUCACACUAGGGGAGCUCCUCAAGUAUAAAUCACAGGAAGGGGUGAGGGUGUUGCUCUUGGUUUGGGAUGAUAAGACUUCCCAUAGCAAGUUCUUCAUCAAUACCACAGGAGUAAUGGAAACUCAUGACGAAGAAACUCGCAAGUUUUUUAAGCACUCGUCUGUCACCUGCGUGCUCGCUCCUCGUUACGGAAGCAAUAAGCUUAGCAUUUUCAAACAACAGGUUGUGGGAACACUUUACACUCACCAUCAGAAAUGUGUGAUUGUGGACACUCAACACCACGGAAACAACCGGAAAAUCACUACAUUCAUCGGGGGUCUGGACCUCUGCGACGGCCGCUAUGACACACCUGAGCACCGACUCUAUCGUGAUCUCAAAACCGUGUUCCAAGGCGACUAUCAUAAUCCCACAUUUGGUCAAGGAACAAAGGGUCCAAGACAGCCGUGGCACGAUCUACACUGCAAGAUAGAAGGUCCCGCUGCUUACGACAUUCUCACCAAUUUUGAGCAGCGAUGGAAGAAAGCCACUAAAUGGAACGAGAUCGGUCAGAAGCUCACGGGAUUUUCACAUUGGCACGAUGCUUUGAUCAAGAUCGAAAAAAUCUCGUGGAUCAAUAGUCCUUCCACGAAUGUCCCAAACGAUCAUCCUUUGUUGUGGGUUUACGAGGAGAACGAUCCUGAUAACUGGCAUGUUCAGAUUUUCCGGUCCAUAGAUUCGGGAUCACUCAAGGGAUUUCCGAAGAGUGUGCAUGCAGCAGAAAAGCAAAAUCUGGUUUGUGCUAAAAAUGUGGUGAUAGAUAAAAGCAUUCAAAUGGCUUAUAUCCAAGUAAUCAGAUCUGCACAACACUUCAUUUACAUUGAGAAUCAAUAUUUCCUUGGCUCAUCUUAUGCUUGGCCUGACUACAGACAUGCAGGGGCUGACAAUCUAAUCCCAAUGGAACUGGUAUUGAAAAUAGUAAGCAAAAUAAGGGCCAAGGAGAAGUUCAGAGUUUAUGUUGUUAUUCCAAUGUGGCCAGAGGGUGUGCCUAGUUCUUCUGCUGUUCAAGAAAUCCUUUACUGGCAGGCGCAGACGAUGCAAAUGAUGUAUGAACUAAUCGCUAAAGAAAUCAAGUCAGCUAAUCUCGAGAAUGCGCAUCCAACCGACUAUCUCAAUUUCUAUUGUCUGGGUAACCGCGAAGAGUAUCAGAAGAAAUCAUCGAAUGGGAGUAGCCAUUCCACUGCCUCGUCACAUCAUAAUGAAGCAAGCACGAGCACGGGGAAGGUAAGAUCAGGUCGGUUUAUGAUAUACGUGCAUGCCAAGGGAAUGAUAGUGGACGAUGAAUAUGUUAUAAUCGGCUCAGCCAACAUCAACCAACGCUCUAUGGCCGGUUCCAGAGACACAGAGAUCGCCAUGGGAGCGUACCAACCCCAUCACACCUGGGCCAAGAAACAGUACCAUCCACGCGGGCAGGUGUAUGGGUACAGAAUGUCACUGUGGGCGGAGCAUUUGGGGCAGAUCCAUCCUUGCUUCAAGGAUCCCAACGAGUUGGAGUGUGUCAACUAUGUUAACGCCGCUGCACAAGAAAACUGGAAGAGAUUCACAGCUGACAAGUUCACGGCGUUGCAAGGACAUCUCCUCAAAUAUCCAGUGGAGAUCGAUGCUGAUGGGAAGGUCAAUUCUCUGCCGGGAUUCGAAUCCUUUCCCGACGUUGGUGGUAAGGUAUUAGGGGCUCCAACUAAUCUGCCUGAUGCUUUGACUACCUAGCCUAGCUACCAUCUUCUUACAUUUUUGUU